Molecule: messenger RNA, 1324 nt
Organism: Cornus florida
Lineage: Eukaryota; Viridiplantae; Streptophyta; Magnoliopsida; Cornales; Cornaceae
Product: pathogen-associated molecular patterns-induced protein A70-like
Exons: 1
Coding region: 149-964 (271 amino acids)
Source: RefSeq, a predicted model, not a curated record
CCCACUACAGAGAAAAACAAAAGCCCUCUCUCUCUAUCUCCGUAUGUCUCCUCUUUUAUCUCUAGAGUACUGUCUCUCUCUCUCUAAAAAAAUCAUUUGCAGAAACCGCAAUCCUCACUGGCUUUCUCCUUUCUCUCGCUAACUCACCAUGUUUGAAGACUCUGUAUCCUCCUCAGUGCCUUCGAUCUGGGCCUCCAUGAACAGCUGGUUCACUCCAGCUGUUCUCUUCGUCCUUCUCAACGUCAUGAUCGGCACCAUUUUCGUCACCUCUAGCCUAGCAAACCAGAGACAACAACCACAAACCCAAGAAGACCCACAUCAACAACAACAACAACCCAGACUCGCUAGAUCACCUUCUGUUCUUCAACGUCUCAAGUCCAUCGACUUCUCCAUCUACAGAUCCAAAGAACCCAACCCAGCACCACCCUCCAUCGUCACCCACUUCAAUCUCACGCCAGAUUCGGACACCCAUUACCCUCCUCAACAUAUCCAUCAACAACAAAACCUAGAAACACUGACCCAGUUCGUUUCUCAACACACCCAUCAACAACAAACCCAAGAAACAGAGACCCAAUACGUUCCAGAACAAGUCAUUGAUGAAAUUGGGGACAAUCGAAGGACAAUCGAUGAAAUUUACAGUGAGCUCACGGAUGACCAUCGCGUUAUCAGGACGAUGUCUGACACCAUGCCGGCGUCGGGUGAGGUUCCGGCGAAGCUGCCGGCGAAGAUGAGGAAGUCGGCGAGUCUGAAGUCGGCUUUUGGACAUUUUGAAGAAGAGGACAUUGUUGAGGCUCGUCGGCCGGCGACUGUGAGAGAGGGGAAGGCUAAAGUGACGGAGGGCGACGAACAGGUUGAUGCCAAGGCCGAUGAUUUCAUAAACAGGUUUAGGCAACAGUUGAAAUUGCAGAGGCUUGAUUCCUUCAUAAGGUACAAGGACAUGAUCGGCAGAGGGAGUGGGAAGUAAGGUAUUUUGAUUUCCUGGGGCUGUUUUUAAAUUUAUUGUUAAUUUUGGGGUGUUUUCUGAGAUCCACAACUGCUCCUGUUGUUUAAUUUUGUGGUCAGAUUUGCCCUUGAUAUUUCUACUUCUGUAUUAUGGGAAUGGGUAUUUUGGUCAAUUUGCUUCUAGAUCUCUGGAUGAAGUCGGAUGGAGGGAGGUAGUGGCAGAAAAGAUGUUAUGAUCUGUUUGGUGGGGAGGCAACUUUUCAAUUUUUACUAAUUUUGGGUGGAAAUUUAUCAACUGUGUAAUGUAGAUCCAAUGCUCAUGAUGAACUUUCUGUUCAAAGAUACCCUUUUCCUAAUCUCAUUUUGGGUGGAAAUUUAUCAA